AUGGCCAAUACAAGCCUUCAAACACUCCCACAUGAACUCCUUGUUUCUAUCUUCAAUCUUAUUGACUCCCAAUCGUUGGUCUGCCUGUGCUUACUUUGCCGCGUUUGCAACGAAGCUGCUACCCCAAUUCUGUAUAAAUAUGUUUCGUGGGACCUCUCAAAGCAAGGGGCUUCAUGGAAUAUAAAAGAUAACUUUUGGGCAGUCUUCAAGAGGUCAUCAUACGAAGGUGCUGCUACAAUCCUGUUCAAGUCUGUUUCCUGGAAUCUCAUUAAACGAGAGGCGUCAUCCAACACGAAAAAUCCGCCCUGGUCGGCAGUUGAAAGGCUCCCUUGGCUUCGUAACCAUAUCCAAUCACUCGCAAUAUGCCUAGAUACUGACUCACCAACCAACAACAUCAGCGACUUGGAAGUUGCACGUGACUGGACGAAACGCCAUAGCAGAGUGUUGUCUGGACUUGCUCAGCAGAUAGAUAGACUACCAUCUCUUCGGCGGCUAGAGCUCCUCAAGCGUCAUUGGGGUGACACAGAAGUCUUCAAGAUCCAAGUUGGCUGGUUCAGCCAGCUGGUACGGGACCUCGGUGCACGGAUUCGAGAAAUAAGCUUACCAGAGAUAUCUUAUUACAUCAAAGACUCUUUUCAAUUCCCAUCCUAUCUUCGUUCCUUGACGAUUAGCGGAUCUGCCUACCUUCGUGAAUAUCGUGGAUUGAACAGCCUAUUUGCCUCUCUUCGUUCCCUAAGACUCGGAGAAUGUGAAGUCACCGCACUUUUGGACGCAAUUUCCUUGUCACGACAGCUAGAGAGCCUGGAGGUAACAAUCUCUGGAUGUGAACGUUUCUCUCAUUGGGCGAAGCAAAAGGGACUGAACCUUCCAGUGCUGAGGUAUAUCCGAGUUUGCAUUAUAGGGGGAGAUUCCGACUCAUACAUCGUUCAACUCGUAUACGAAUUCUUAAAAUGCAUCACAUCAACCUCUAGGAGACUGUUGUCGGUGUCUAUUGACGCAGACGUGCAUCACGACAGUUGGACCCCUUCAGGAAUACUUGCCAUCUGGAUUGCGCUUCGUCAUGGCCACUCGAUAAAAACACUAUAUCUCGGACGUAUUCCACUCCGAGAAUAUCGUAUCCAUGAAGUGCUAUCCCGCUGCCCCCGACUCGAACAUAUUGGAUUCACUCAGCCAUGGAGAGAUGACCAUGCCAUUCCGUAUGCCUCUUUGCGGUCUGCUUUGCGGCUCAGGGGCAUUUGCCUGACUGUCGUAAAGCCAUAUUCCGUCCAGCAAGUUCAUGCUGCGAAUCGGGAUGCUUCUGCACCCGAAUAUAAACUGUGGACGCAACAGCUCACCCAGCAAGUCUAUCAACUCCUUCAAAAAACCACUGUACCAGAUACUGCGACACUAAAAGAGGCCACAGCGCAGCUUCAACAAGUUUUAGUCAAUCCGGAAUGCAUCCCAGUUCUUUUUGAACUCUCUGUUGCAGCUCCAGAGUCCACGAUCCGCCAGCUCGCUGCAGUCGAACUACGUAAACAAGUCAACAGCGAAGAGAAUAGUCCAUGGCUCCACGUUCCUCCUGAGUUUCGCAAGAACAUCAAGACUGGGCUACUCGAGCGGCUCUUGAAUGAAUCCGAGUCUAUUGUGAGGCACUCUCUUGCGCGAGUCAUCUCCGCGGUCGCAUCUAUCGAGUUGCCACAAGGAGAGUGGCCUGAUCUCCUGCCAUUCGUCCAAAGGCUCUGUGAAGCCCCAGAAGCAGUGCAUCGUGAAUCCGGUGCCUUCAUCCUCUUCACCAUUUUGGAGGUGGUCGUCGAGGGCCUCCAAGACAAGGUCUCCGACUUUUUGCAGAUAUUCCAGAAGCUACUUGUCGAUCCUCAGAGUGUUGAAGUUCGUCUAGUCACUCUUCGAGCUUUGGGAACUCUUGCUGGUUACAUUGACGUGGAUGACAAGAAGGAUAUUAAACGCUUCCAAGAGUUUAUCCCUCCUAUGCUCGCCGUACUCAAUGAGAGUUUGACAUUGAGCAGCGACGAGGGUGCUCGCCAUGGCUUCGACACCCUCUCCACUCUUCUCAUCAUGGAAACCCCACUUCUCUCGAAGCACGUCAAGGAGGUCGUCAACUUCUGCGUGACCGCAGGUAGCAACCAUGCUUUAGACGAAGAUAUUCGUGUCAUGGCACUGAAUGCCCUUGUGAUGACUAUCAAAUACAAAAAGACCAAGAUCCACAACUUGCAGCUUGCACCUCAUCUUGUGGACGCUUUGAUGCCUCUCCUUACCGAGAGAGAUACUGACGAUGACGACGAAGAGACCCCUGCUCGACUCGGAGUUCGCGCGAUGGACGCCCUCGCGACUUGCCUUCCUCCCCAACAAGUGUUCCCACGCCUUCACGAGCUCGUGCUUCAGUACUCUCAGAAUCCAGAUCCAAAUCAGCGCAAGGCUGCCCUCAUGGCUUUGGGCGUCGUUAUGGAGGGAUGCUCCGAGUUCAUUCGCCCUCACAUCGAUCAAGUGUGGCCAUAUAUUGACAAGGGUUUGCAAGAUCCCGACGCAACUGUGCGCAAAGCCGCAUGUACCGCGAUAGGCUGUAUUACUGAGUGGCUCGACGAGGAAUGCGUCGAACGGCAUGCAGUUUUGAUUCCAGGAUUAUUGGCCUUGGUAAACGACCCAAUCACACAAUCUGCAGCUUGUACCGCACUUGAUGGGUUGCUGGAGAUGCUCGGUGAUAUCAUCGAUAAUUAUCUCGUCCAACUCAUGAAUACCUUUGCCGGUCUCCUGCAGACUGCUCCCAACAAGGUCAAGGCCGUCGUCAUCGGUGCAAUUGGCUCUACGGCCCACGCAUCCAAGGAAAAAUUCCUUCCAUACUUUGAACCCAUCAUUAAGCAGCUCGUGCCCUUCCUCAUGCUCGAGGGUGAGGGAGAGGAAGAGGAACUCAGGGGUAUCGCGAUGGAUGCUUGCGGCACGUUCGCUGAAGCGGUUCCAAAGGAGGCUUUCCUUCCUUAUUACGAAGAUCUCAUGAAGAAUGCCUACCAGAGCGUUCAGUCGAAGAGCGCUCGCCUUCGCGAGUGCUCCUUCCUCUUCUUCGGUGUCAUGGCGGGUAUGUUCCCUGACAAAUUUGUCCCAUAUCUCCCAAAUAUCAUGCCGGCAUUCCUCAGUAGCCUCAAGCUCGACGAACUCGGAGAUAAUUCUACAUUUAUCGAAGUCGGUGGCCAAGGAGAGUCCUCCGAUACGCCGAUCCAGAUUAUUGAAAGCAAGGUUGAAGAGAUUGAAGAUAUGGAUACCGAGGCGCUCCUCAAGGUUAAUAGCGCCAUUGCCAUCGAGAAGGAGAUUGCCGCAGACGUGAUCGGCGGCAUCUUUGCCAAUACGCGAGAGCAUUUCCUGCCAUACAUCGAAGAGACUGCUGUCGUUCUCCAAGGCCUCGUUUCUCACUACUACGAAGGCAUUCGCAAGUCAGCCAUUCAGUCAAUCUUUACUUUCAUUGUCACUCUCAAUGAACUUUCGAACCCCCAACCUUGGACUGCUGGUGCAACCAAUGUCGUUCCUCUCAACGACAAUGUCAACAAGCUCAUCUCGGUCACUAUGCCUGAAAUCCUCGAAGCAUUUGACGUUGAAGAUGAUAAGGGUGUUGCGGCUGCUAUCUGUCAAGCUCUUGCGGAUGCCACUACCAAGGUCGGGCCAGCAUUAGUUGCAUCUUCUUUCGACGCCGUCUGCAACAUGUGCCAGAAGAUUCUGAGCGGCAAGUCCCUUGCUCAGGUUGACCCCGACCAAGACGAUGAGGAAGGAACCGCGGAAGAUCUCGCCGAAAUGGAUUCGUUCCUCAUCAGCGCAUGCGAGGACUUGGUAUCUGCUUUGGCUUCGGUACUCGGCGCCGACUUUGCUACCAAGUUUGGCGAGUUUUUGCCACUCAUCGCUCAAUAUUACGGCCCUAAGCGCGCUCCCAGCGAUAGGUCGAGCGCCAUCGGUAGCUUUGGCGAGAUCAUCACCGGUUUGAAGGGUGGUGUGACCCCUUACACUCUCCAAAUCCGCGAAAUCCUCAUGCAAGCCAUUACCGACCCCGAGUUUGAAGUGAAAUCCAACGCGGCCUUCGCGUUGGGAGUGCUCGUGGAAAACUCAGACUUUGCAUGGACAAAAGAAGACUUUGAGGGCAUCCUGUUCCGCCUUCGACCCCUCUUCUCCGUUGGAGAGGCCGCGCCAAAGGCGGCAUUCAACGCUCGCGACAAUGCUGCUGGUGCCGUCUCUCGUCUGAUCGCUACAAACAUUGGGCUUGUCCCGCUCGACUCCGUCUUGCCAGUCCUUUAUGCCGCCCUCCCUCUCGAGCAUGACCCGCUUGAGAACCGACCUCUUUUCCGCGGUCUAUUCGUCCUUUACCGAAGUAACGCGGCUUACUUUAUUAACACGAUGGACAGUCUCCUCCCGGUAUUUGCUCGCGUACUCGACCCAAGCCAACCAGACGAAAUCGGAGAUGAGAUUCGUGGCAAUCUUAUCCAGUUGCUCAAGGAAGUCAACGCCCAAGCUCCCGAGAAACUACAAGGGACCCCUCUUGUAGCUUUCCUUUAA
Messenger RNA from Serendipita indica DSM 11827, 4527 nucleotides. The record is from the annotation of a GenBank genome assembly. NCBI's taxonomy places the organism in Eukaryota, Fungi, Basidiomycota, Agaricomycetes, Sebacinales, Serendipitaceae.